CAAAGUAUGUUUAUCAAAUUUAUACUUAUGAUAAAAUAACUCUAUCUUGGUUGGGCAACCAGGAUAGGAAAAUGAAAUUUUAAAAAUACCUCCAGUGAAAAUCUAAUUUGUAUUAAGUGUUAUGUGAACAUAAAUGAGUGUAAAUGAUCAGAUGCUAAAGUUUCGAACAAAUCCGUUACAUGGCCAAAAUCUGAUUAUCCACCUUUAAAAAUCACAAGUCAGAAAGAAACGCAGCUCAGACAUGAUGCAUGUAUGCAGGGACGAAAGCAAGACUUACAGUGAAUCAGCUACUGCAUUCAGUAAUCCCUUAUUGAUAAUGAAAUGAAAGUAAUGGACUAGACACUGAAACUUACGGUACAAAAGAAUCCUUCAUUAUAUACAAUGAAUAAGAUUUUCUUUUUCAACACAAUAUUUCAUAGUGUCACCCGCUAGGAGUUUACUGAUUGAUCAGUUGGUGCGUAUGCUUUUGGUACUAACCAAGUUAGAAAUAUCAUAAACAUGGCUGUAGAUAAAAAAGGUAGUGUUGGAAAUUAAAUCUUUCUUUUCAUGUUAAAAGAUCAUUAGCCAUAAGUUUCUCUUUAGGUACUGCAUACUUGCAGAGUUUUUUGGCGGAAUUUCCUUCCACCUGGCUAUUUCAAGACAAUGACCUUUGUUUUCUGAUAUAAUUUUCAUAAACUGUUUCAAUCAGUUUUUGCUCCAUAACUUUUAUGUGCAUUGCUGGCUUAUCUUAACAGUGCACACAAAUGUUCCACAUGAUGAGACAAUGUGUCGUGUACAUGAUCUAUGCUUGUAGGUCAAGGUCACUAUUGAAAUUUAAGUAAAAAUUGUUUUUGUUUCGUAGCGCCUAAAUGCCUUGAAGCAUUUUUAGUGUUAAAACUAUUGCCAACAACCACAAGGAACGAACGCUAACAAAUGAUUAUACUGGUAGGGGACUUCUGUAUUGCCGCUGUUAAACUAUGUAACAUAGAGCAGAACUUUAUAAGUUGCUUAGAGUAUUUCACAUGGAAUUUCAGGGUUCCUAGUUAGACUCGAGAAGUUACACCUUUCAAAUAAAGAGUACAUUUGUGUCCAGUCUUUAAUAUUUACAUUUGCCAUAUUCUUUUCCAUUGAAAAUUAUUACAUUCAUUUUGUAUGAAUAACAUGAGGAAAGGUGCCAAAGUUAUGACAAUGCAGCUUAGUGAUUAUGGGCCGCUGUUUUGAUGACAUGCACUUGUAGUUAAGGAGAACAUUCCUUAGAUGAUGUUGCAGUUGUUCCAUCUGGUGAACAGAAUGGCCUGGAAGCAGACUUUAAUGUUAAAUGUAACAAACGAUGCGCAAUCUGUAAUAUAACCUUGUUUAUAAAUGGAAAGGAAAUAUAACAUGUAAGCAAUGGAUUGUUACUUAUUGACACUGUAUGUGUCAUUAGAACAAGAGUUGGCAAUCAGGGAGUUGUUUGUCUACAAUGGAUGGAACUUCAAUAAAUAUCAAGAUUCCACCUAUGAGAGCUACACAUCAAAACAAGACUUAAAUACCUGCUUGCCAAGAAAAAACUUACAAGAUCCAGGUGACACAUCACAAACAAAACUUCUGAUUGGAGAAAAUCCUUCCAUAAAAAAUGUUGACCUAGAAACAGAUGCACAAACGGAAAUAUUCUCUGAUCUGCAACAUUUUGUUGAGGCGACUCUGAUUGCUGUCACUACAGAGAGCGACAAAACUGAUUGUCCGAAUAGUGAAAACGAGUUGAGUGAUGAAACCAGUCCGGGAAUUUCAGAUGUGAAACAGUCAAGCACCUCUGAUUAUGUGACUGGUACCAACAGUGAAGCCAUAGGCAACUGCAAUGACAAUUUUGGUACCAGACACAAUAUUUGUGUUCACAGAUCAGGCACUGGCACCAGUGACGAUUCAGCUUAUAAAAAUGAUACAGUGAAUGGGUUACAGGAAUCUAAUUUGGGAACCAGCAGCAAUAUAUUUGAUGGUGAUAAACCUUAUUGUGGAACCAGUAAUGAAUUUACAGUGGUGAAUGGGUCCAUUAGUGGUAUCAGUAAUAUUAAAGGUAAUAUUGAAUCUGACCAGGGAACCAGUAAUUCUUUUGCUAAUGGAAACCAGCCAUUUUGCGAAAACAGUAAUUUAAUUAAAACAAAUGUAACCACAGAUGCAGAUAUUAAGUCUGACAUAGAAGAAACUGUGCAUAAUAAUUUUAAUCCAGAAGAAAUCCAGGAAUCCUCUUCUCCAGGUGACACAUCAACAAAGUUAUUUAAAGCUGACGAGAACAAAAACAAAAAUGCUGAAAAGAGGGUGUUGAGGAGGAACACUGGUAAGAAAAGAAAUGAACCUAAAGGAAAAAUAAAAUUAAAGGAGAAAAAAAUAGAGAACAGAAAAUAUGAGGUUUUAUUAGAAACAACUGUUAAAUCAGGGAAGAAAAGUAAAGUUGGAUUAUUUCAUUGUAAGGAAUGCGAUUACACGUUUAGAUUUCUUGGAGCGUACAAGAAUCAUAAGAAAGAUGGUAAAUGUUUGUUUGAAUGUGAAUAUUGUGGGAAAACAUUUACGUCUAGAUACUAUUCCAAUUAUCAGUCACAUCUUAAAUAUCACGUGAAAGAUAGGCCACACAAGUGCAAUGUAUGUGGAAAAUCAUACAUAGAAGCUCAGACAUUGAAGAUUCAUAUGAGAAAGCAUUCUGGGGACCGGCCCUAUAUCUGUCAUCAUUGUGGACGUCAGUUUUACUCCUCCUCAAAUCUGUUGAGUCACAGAAACAGCGCUCAUAGCGAUACUCGAGAAAUCCACAAGUGUGAUAUAUGUGAUGCUAGACUAAGCACUCUGGGUAAUUUACGGGUACACAAGAAAGUUGUUCAUGCCGUCGAGCGACCAUUCACUUGUGAAAUAUGCGGAAAAUCUUUUAAAACGCAGAAAUCACUAGAACAAGUUCACGCAAAAGUACAUUCAGAGGAUUUUCCAUAUAAAUGCGACUUUAUUGAAUGUGGUAAAAUGUUCAAACGUUCGGAAGGUUUAGCAGAUCACAUGAGGAGACAUAAUAAUGAUAGAAACCAUUUCUGUGAAAGGUGCGGGAAAGGAUUUUAUUCGAAUAAAGAACUUACCCUGCAUACACGGACACACACAGGAGAAAAACCACAUACGUGCCAAUUGUGUGAUUAUAAAUGUGCUUUGGCAGGAAAUCUUCGUAAACAUAUGAAAACUCAUCUGUCUGCGCAAUAAUAUUUUACUAAUAACUAUGCAAAAAUG
Messenger RNA from Mercenaria mercenaria, 3216 nucleotides. Its product is annotated as zinc finger protein 391-like. Lineage: Eukaryota; Metazoa; Mollusca; Bivalvia; Venerida; Veneridae. The record is from RefSeq and is a predicted model, not a curated record. Bases 1369 to 3189 code for a protein of 606 amino acids. The transcript has 3 exons.